UCGUCGAUACCUCCUAACCCGCGAAUAAAACGGCUGUCAAAACAAACUUCUGAUCAGAAAUCAGUCAGACAUCAUGUUGGUUCGAGUCUUUGUUUUAUUCUCAUUUCUCCUAGUCUUGACUAGGGGAAAAACGGUUUACAAAGACUACAAACCUGAAUACAAAUUGGAAAAAGGAGAAUAUCCCGAAAAAUUCGCAACACUUGAGACCCUUACCGAAUUUGUUCGACUGGUCAACGAACACAAAUUGAACGUUUCCUUGAUCAUGUCGAUGGGAAAAAAUUACGAUAAUGGCAAUUUGAAAGAAGUAACUGCCAUGACGAUGAAUUUCCCAGUCAAUUCUGAAACCAUCACCAAAGAAGCAACUCUCAAGGAAGCUGAUUUCGAAAAGUUGGCAAAAAUUGCGACCAAGGAAAAAAUCGUGGUUGCGGGAAGCAUUUCCCAAAUAAACAAUGGCACCUUGAUUGUCAGCAACAACAUUAAGGAGGUGCCCAUCACGAAAUCGCACAAAAUUUUCACCGGAAUUAAACACGGAAAGACCGGAUUCGUCUUCGACGACAAAAACUACGCCGCCCAGUAUACCUUCAUCACCCAUGGGGCCGAUGGUAAAAAUACCACCACCAAGGUCUUCCACGGCGACGUCCAAGUCGAUGUUGUCGAUUCCGGUAAUUUGAAAGACCCGGAAAUCACGACAAUCAAGAAGGCGCUGACCGACGCCUACUUCACCUACGAGUCGGAUGUGAUGCCCAAAGCCCUGGCUGCAAUGUUGAGCAAAAAGCUGCCUGGUACCGACUGGGAUGUGGCGCAAAUUUCGCCGCAUAGUUACAUCGAUGCGCAAAAAUGGGUUGAAAUGAAGAUUGUUGAAGACGAGUUUCUCGUGUAUUCAAUAUGAGAGAAAUUGUGAUUGAUGUAAAUGUAUUGUAAUAAAGUUUCGAAUGAAUGA
Molecule: messenger RNA, 940 nt
Organism: Tribolium castaneum (red flour beetle)
Lineage: Eukaryota; Metazoa; Arthropoda; Insecta; Coleoptera; Tenebrionidae
Exons: 4
Coding region: 74-889 (271 amino acids)
Source: RefSeq, a predicted model, not a curated record